Messenger RNA from Chelmon rostratus (copperband butterflyfish), 3035 nucleotides. Its product is annotated as nucleolar protein dao-5-like. NCBI's taxonomy places the organism in Eukaryota, Metazoa, Chordata, Actinopteri, Chaetodontiformes, Chaetodontidae. The transcript has 11 exons. The record is from RefSeq and is a predicted model, not a curated record. Bases 127 to 2409 code for a protein of 760 amino acids. Gene Ontology annotation, molecular function: protein binding.
CACGCUCACAUGUAUGUGUUAGUGGUGAAGCGGUGACUGUGUGAAGAAUGCGCCCGAUUUUAAUAUGAAAAUACACUUAGCGUUGGCUUUUGCGUGUUUAUCUGUCGACUUCUUCGUGUGUCCAGCAUGUCCGUGAACGCACCACAGCUACUGCAGCUGAUCUACCGCCAUUUGAAGGAGCAUGGUUACCACUCAGCUGCGGAGGAGCUACAGAGGCACAGCCCACAGGGCAAGACAGAAAUAUCUGUGCCAUUACUGGACAUCUACAGUUCCUGGUUAAAUGAUUCGAAAAAGAAAAGGCAGCCGGACUCGACCAAGCACCCUGAUGCUAAAGAACGAGGAAGGACUCCAGCUCAAGCUGCAAAAAUCCAAACUCCGUCCACCUCCUCCAAUCGGCUUCAAGCUGAGGACGACAGCAGCUCAGACAGCGAGGAGCUGAGUCAGAGCCUACUGCCGCAGACUCCCUCUGCUUCCAGUAAAAAGUCAGCCCCCAAGACCCCAGUUAAAAAAGUGGCAGCAGCAUCUCCAAACAAAAGGAAACUAGUGGGCCCAGUCGCAGCUGUACCUGCAGCUCCAGGCGAGUCCAGUGAAACCACUGACAUAUCAGAGAACGAAGGAAAUCUUCCAGCCGUGGUCCGAACUCCGAAGAGGAAAGGCAGCAGCACCUGUGAGCAGGGAGCUGCAGCUGCUGCACCACCAGCAGCUGCAACGGCACUUCCUGUCGCCACACCAAAGAAAAAGAAGGAAAAACCUGCAAAAAAAGCCGAUACACAAAAAAAGAAGCCCGUACCAGCGAAAAGGAAAAAGACUGAAGGUAAAUCUGCAGAAAAUGGCGACGUCAAGGCGAAGAAAUCAAAAACCCAAACAAAAAACAAUUUUGUGGCUGCUGGAGGAGAUGAUUCAGAGUCUGACAGCAGUUUGGAUGUAGAGAAAUGGAAGAAACUGCUCCUGCAGAUGACAGAGGCUGACGUAGCCAAGAUGGACACCAUCAAUGCUCUGGACUCCUCUGCACCACAACCCAAGCCAAAGAGAGUGAGGAAGCCCAGGGCUAAGCCCCCCGCGAAAACAGACGCUCCUGUUCAACAGAAUAAGGGGACGGAUGAAAAGAAUGAAAAGGUGGAAGGCGAAGCCAUGAUGGCAGCGCCAACAAAGAAUAGUAAACCCAAGAAAAGCAGGUCAAAAAAGGCUCCUCCCGAGGCCUCUGCCACCGCGAGCCGAGAGCAAGACAUCAACGCUGUGGAGGACAGAGCAGCUACACCCACUCCAUCCCCGUCAAAACAGACACCAACAAAAGAGAAAAGGAAAGCUGUGACUCCUAAUGAAGAGAAGACUGAUGAGACAGCGUCCGAGCCCAAGAAGAAGAAGAAGAAAAAGGAGACGACAAGAAAAGAAGACAAGGUAAAGGAGAAAACAAAUGAGACUGGUGAGGACGGAAAAGAUGAAGACAGUAAAGAGGAGAAGAAAAAGAAGAAUGAAAUCACAGAAGAAGAGUUGGGUGAUAAACCUGCGGAGGAGACAAAAAAGACAAAAGGAACUAAAGGAGGUAGCAAAAGGAGUAAGCACGAAGAAGAAAUGAUAGAGAGGAGCAAAAAUGGGGGUGUUGAGAAUGAGGAAAUUAUGGAGCCAACAGUGCAGGAAAAGAAAGCCAAGAAGAAGAAAAAGGAGAAAAGCGAUGGUGAGAAGAAAUCGGAGCAAAAAGUUGAAGAAAAUUCAGAGCAGAUAACUGUCAGAGGCGAAGAAAACACUGAGACUGUAAUUGAAGAAAAGAAAACCAAGAAGAAGAAGAAGGAGAAAACAGAUAGUGUGGAAAAUCCAGAGCAGACAGCAGAAGACAAGAAAGUAAAGAAAAAGAAAAAGUCAGCUGAUACUGAGGAAACAUCGGAGCAAAAAGUUCAAGAUAACAAAGAAAAUUCAGAGCAGGUUUGUGAAAAAGUGACAGAAAAUAUGGAGGCAAUAAUUGAAGAAAAGAAAACAAAGAAGAAAAAGGAGAAAACUGAUUGCGAAGAAAAUUUAGAGCAGAUAGUAAAGGAAAAGAAAAAGAAAAAAAAGGACAGAGCUAAUUAUAAUGAGGAGAUGUCAGCGCAGAUAGUUGAAAGUCCAGCCGCGACGCAGAGAUCAGAGAGCUGUGACAGAGAGGAGAAGCCAGAGCAGCUAACUGAAGUGAAGAGGAAAAAGAAAAAGGACUCAUCUUUGAGAAGUGAUUCAGCCGACACAGAGCCACUACCUCCACCCGCCCCUGAGACACCUCAAACAGAGAGGAAGAAAAAGAAAAGCAAGUCGAAAGCCGCUGAAGUCCCUGAAACGCCUGCGGUUUCUGUCCAAGACGCCACAGCGACGAACGUCCUCCAAACACCCUCCACUGACUCCCACAAAAAGAAAAAGAAAUCCUCCAAGAGCACCGAGUUAUGAAGAUGUCUGAAUCUUCAUCGCUGCAGAACCAAAGGAUGAAGGCAGCGCAUCCUCUCCAUCCGAUUUCUAAUCAUAUUUCAAUGGUUAGAAGAAUCACGUAAAACUGUAAAGAGAACAUGGCUUUUUAUUUUGCUAAUUUGUUCUUUUUUUUCCAUGUGUUUGAUGUUUUUACCCACUGAGUGUGGCACACUGUGCCACAGCUGUCGUCUUUUACUUUGUUUUGUGUGAUCUUGCCAUUUUAAUGGCAUGAAUAUGUAAAGGUGAUUUGUGACCGAUUGUUUCAUGGAAUGAAUGAUCCCUCAGAUGAUUUUUCAGUCAUUGAUUGAACAUAAAAAUGUAUUUUAAACUCAUUCUCUUUCAGUCUCAGGAAUGUUUCCCAUGAAAGUCCUAAAUCUUAAUUUUUUUUUUAAUUUACACCUACUGACUCAACUCAUGUGGAGAAGAAUAGAGUCAUCACAACAGAUUUUGUCCAAUUUUAUAUUUAUUCAAAAUUAUAAGGAAAAUGGUUUUAACAGCCUAUUUUGGUAUUGGGUUAAAUUUCUAUGUUUGUGAAAAGCAUGUUUUUUUAAAUGUUUGAUACAGCUUUCAUGUUUGCAUUGUACAUUGUGCUUUUAAUACAAAUUAAA